Molecule: messenger RNA, 1731 nt
Organism: Kwoniella mangroviensis CBS 8507
Lineage: Eukaryota; Fungi; Basidiomycota; Tremellomycetes; Tremellales; Cryptococcaceae
Exons: 8
Coding region: 1-1731 (576 amino acids)
Biological process (GO): transmembrane transport
Cellular component (GO): plasma membrane
Molecular function (GO): transmembrane transporter activity
Source: RefSeq, a predicted model, not a curated record
AUGACCCAACACACACUCACACAAGACGGACGGAGUGACUCUUCUCAACAUGGUACCGACGAGGAGAAAAAGCUGCCCGACGCCAGCCUGGCUCAAGGCCAGCUCGACACAGAGAAAAUGAGGCAUCAACAGAUCGGUGUAACUCGUAUUGAAGCUCUGUGGAGACAUUUUGGAAACAAUAGGACCGUCCUUUCUUUACUGGGUAUUGCUCUGUUCCUCGUCUGCUGUGUCUUCUCGCUCGACUCCAGUACCACCUACACCUAUGAAACUUUUGGCGCAUCGUAUUACGAAGACCAUGCCAGGUUGCUAGGUGUCAUUUCCACAGUUGAAACAAUCAUCAACGCCGUGUCAAAGCCUUUUAUCGCGAAGCUUGCGGAUGUCACCUCGAGGCAAACUUCCUACUUGUUCCUCCUCGUGCUAUACCUCGUCGGAUAUAUCAUUAUCGCCGCUUCAAACAGUGGCAACGCCUUCGCAGCCGGUCGAGUCAUCUCCACCAUCGGAUCAGCCGGUCUCGACUUGGUCACAGACAUCAUUGUGGCGGACCUGACUCCGCUGGAAUGGAGAGGUUUCUUUGGCGCCUUGACUAGUCUACCCUUUAUCUGGUUCGCGUGGAUCAGUGGGAAUAUAUCCGAGCCUAUUCUGUCCAACAGUCUCAGCGGGUUUAGGUGGGGCUUCGGAAUGUUCUGUAUCAUAGCCCCCGCAUGCGUCCUUCCAGUCGUUGUAUUACUCUACUGGGCUGACCACCGAGCGAAGAAGAAUGGGGAGCUUCGGGUGGCCGAGUCUCCCUUCGAACGAAGAUGGAGAGAAGAACACCCCGGAGAGGCAAAGCCGAAUUCAUUCCAUCAUUUGGUUUUCUGGGCUGGGGAAGUCGAUGCGAUUGGCCUCCUUCUCCUAGGGUUCGCGUGGACUCUUCUUCUCCUUCCCUUCAGCUUAGCACCCAAAGCCAAAGGGAAGUGGACAAAUCACUGGUCCAUAGGAAAUUGGAACAGAUACUCCAACGCCGAGACCGUCGCUUUGACCGUAUUUGCUUUGCUGUGUGGCCUGCUCAUCCGAUGGACCCAUCGAUACAAGGGAUAUCAAAUCGUCGGUCUGGCCGUCCGGAUUGUCGGAAUGGGUCUGGUCGUACUCGCUGGUAGCAGAGAUACCGUCAACAACGCUGUCUUCGCCUUCAUCCCUGUUCUCAUCGGAUUCGGCUCUUGGAUGACUGUCGGAGUGAGAGUAGCCUCCCAAGGCUCAGUACCACAUCAGGAUCUUGGUCAAGUGAUGGCCAACUUGGCCCUUUGGACCCGAAUUGGCGGGGCUAUAGGAAGUGCCAUUGCAAGUUCGACCUGGCAGACUCAUAUGCAAGCGAAUAUGAGGAAAUUUGGGGAGCCUUCUCAAGACAUCUCAUCGUUGUAUGCCAGUAUCAAAACGGCCAAGACCAAAUAUGCUUAUGGAUCACCAGAGAGAAUGGCCGUGGUAAGAGCAUACAACACUACCACUCGACCACUCUACAUUGCGGGUGCAUGCACUUACGGAGUAUCUUUGCUAUGCACCAUACUCAUGCCUAAUUUCUAUAUCGGUAAAACCCACAAUACUGUCGAGAAGACCGACAUAGCCGGACGGGUCGUCGAAGAUGACAAACCGGUGACACACGCCGAGAGAGAGGCGUACAGGAAAGAGACAGAGCAGCUCAAUGGUAAGAGAACGUUGGUACAACGUGUCAAGGGUUUGUUUGUGGGAUCGGAGUAA